CCCGCCGCACGCGCCCCGCGCCCGCCGCCGCACGCGCUCGCUUCGCCCCCUCCGGUUUCUCUUUUUCUCCCCGCCUACCGUCCCCCGGUUCGUGCCGCUCUCCCCGCCGCUCGCUUCCAUCCCGUUCGCUGCACCGCACGCCUCAGCCAUGCCCGCCGACACGGGCAUGGAGAAACCGACCGCCUCGCCCAUCGCCGGCGCGCCCGCCAGCGCCAGCCACACGCCGGACAAGCCGCGGAGCGCCAGCGAGCACCGGAAGGUAAAUGCAGGAGGAGGAGGAGGGUGCCGGUCGGGGCGCAGCAGCGGUGGCGGCGGAGCUGGAUGGCGGCAAGCCCGCGGCCGUGCUGAGUCCUCCAAGCCCAUCAUGGAGAAGCGGCGCCGGGCGCGGAUCAAUGAAAGCCUGGGGCAGCUCAAGACGCUCAUCCUGGACGCGCUCAAGAAGGACAGCUCGCGGCACUCCAAGCUGGAGAAGGCGGACAUCCUGGAGAUGACCGUCAAGCACCUGCGGAACCUGCAGCGGGCGCAGAUGACCGCCGCGCUCAGCGCCGACCCCACCGUCCUCGGCAAGUACCGGGCGGGCUUCAACGAGUGCAUGAACGAGGUGACCCGGUUCCUGUCCACCUGCGAAGGGGUCAACGCGGACGUGCGCACGCGGCUGCUGAGCCACCUCUCGGCGUGCCUGGGCCAGAUCGUGGCCAUGAACUACCCCCCUCCUCCUCCGCCGCCGCCGCCGCCCGCCCAGCCCGCACAUCUGGCGCAGCAGCCGCUGCACGUCCAGCUGCCGCCGGGCGCCGCGCCCGUGCCCGUGCCCUGCAAGCUGAACCCCGCCGAGGCGCUGUCCCCCAAGGUCUACGGCGGCUUCCAGCUCGUCCCGGCCACUGACGGCCAGUUCGCCUUCCUCAUCCCCAGCCCGGCCUUCCCGCCCGGCUCCGGACCGGUUAUUCCGCUCUACGCCAACGCCAACGCGCCGGUGGCGGCGGGCGGCGGCUCGGGCAGCGCGGCCGCCACCCCCUCGGCGUCGCCGGUGCAAGGCUUGACAUCAUUUGGGGGCAGCAUCGCGCCGGCGUCGCAGGCCGGGAGUCCCGUGGGAGAGCGCAGCGAAUCCGUCUGGAGACCCUGGUGACUUCCUG
Messenger RNA from Melozone crissalis (California towhee), 1130 nucleotides. RefSeq names its product hes family bHLH transcription factor 4 (gene HES4). Gene Ontology annotation, molecular function: protein dimerization activity; RNA polymerase II cis-regulatory region sequence-specific DNA binding; DNA-binding transcription factor activity, RNA polymerase II-specific. Gene Ontology annotation, biological process: anterior/posterior pattern specification; regulation of transcription by RNA polymerase II; regulation of neurogenesis. Gene Ontology annotation, cellular component: nucleus. NCBI's taxonomy places the organism in Eukaryota, Metazoa, Chordata, Aves, Passeriformes, Passerellidae. The coding region runs from base 149 to 1123 and encodes 324 amino acids. The transcript has 4 exons. The record is from RefSeq and is a predicted model, not a curated record.